Molecule: messenger RNA, 2484 nt
Organism: Gambusia affinis (western mosquitofish)
Lineage: Eukaryota; Metazoa; Chordata; Actinopteri; Cyprinodontiformes; Poeciliidae
Gene: stx6
Product: syntaxin 6
Exons: 8
Coding region: 311-1078 (255 amino acids)
Biological process (GO): Golgi vesicle transport; intracellular protein transport
Cellular component (GO): membrane
Molecular function (GO): SNAP receptor activity
Source: RefSeq, a predicted model, not a curated record
AUCCCUGAAGGUGAUUCUGGGCCGUCCCCUCAGCUCUGCUCCCGAAACGGAAAUGAAUGAAACGUUUAACUAAAAAUUAACAUGUUCAGGUUUUUCUUUCGUUCGCUGCCAUUUCCAGUCCACCAGUAGAAGGACUUGAUCUGUUCACUAGGAUGUGACGUCAUUGCGUGGUUUCCGUUGCUACAUGUAAACAAAGCGCAGUUAGCUGCGGCUACCCCGGUGACGACAACUGGGCAGUAAUCAGAACCAAGCCGAAUCGGUGGAUCCGGACCGGGACGUCUUAGGGAUGGAGUGAACCAGAACCGGCACCAUGUCCAUGGAAGACCCGUUCUUCGUCGUUAAAGGGGAGGUGGAGAAGGCGGUCAACGCUGCCCAGAAUCUCCAUCGCCGCUGGGUGGAGCUGCAGCAGGAAGUGGGCGGAGCCUCCAGGGAGGAAUCGGAUUGGACGACCAAUGAGCUGCGGAAUGGCCUGCGGUCCAUUGAGUGGGACCUGGAGGACCUGGACGAGACCAUCAGCAUCGUGGAGUCCAACCCCAGGAAGUUCCAUUUGGAUGCCGCCGAGCUGACGAAGAGGAAGGCCUUCAUCACCGACACCCGCCGCACCGUCCAGGACAUGAAAGAACAGAUGUCGGGUCCAGCAGCUGGUUCUGGUUCUGCUGACAGACACGGCAAACAGGUUCUACUGGGAGACGCCCGGGAUCCCAUCUGGCAGCCUGGUUCCGAUCGGUUCGGCCCACCGGACCGCCGGCCACAGAGCGCAAACACCCAGUUCAUCGGCGAGCAGCAGACACAGCAGCAGCUGAUCGCGGAGCAGCAGGAUGAGCAGCUGGAGCGGGUUUCCGGAACCAUUGGGGUUCUGAAGAACAUGUCGGAGCGGAUCGGCCUGGAGCUGGACGAGCAGGCUGGGAUGCUGGACGACUUUGGACAUGAGAUGGACAGCACUCAGUCCCGCCUGGACAACGUCAUGAAGAAACUCGCUAAAGUCUCACACAUGAACAGCGAUCGCCGCCAGUGGUGUGCGAUUGGAGUGUUGCUGCUGAUCCUGCUGGUCGUCAUCAUCCUCUUCUUCAUCCUUUGACUGAAGCGUCACAUCGACCCAAACCGCUGAUCCCAGCCCUCUGGACCUGGUCCGGUCCAGUCCAACAUGUUCCUACUGUGAUUUUCGCAUGUUGAACUUUAUUUCAGAGGAAAAAAAGUCUGUUCAGUUUGUUUUUGUUUUUUUAUUUAAUAUUCUGAAAGUACCUAGAAUAACUCUAAAACCAACCAGUUUAACCAGUCUAACCAGUUCCUGUCCAACAUGGACCUGAUGACUCAGCAGAACCUGGGUCCGUUCUGUUCACUUAGAACCACUUUGACCUGUUUGAGCUUCAAUCUGAUUGGCUCCUGACUGCAGCAGGAGGAACAUGGCAGGGUUCUGGAUAGGAGUGCACCGAUUGCAGUUUUCUGAGCGAUGGCCGAUAAUCCAUCUUUAAAAAGCCUGAGCUGCCGAUUCCAACUUUCUCUCUCUGAAAUGUCGAUAAAUACAAUUAAUUAUUUAUUUAUUAACAGUGGGCGGGCUAUUGUUACUGCGGACAUGCAGACAGAUCCUGGUGGGCGGGGCUAACCUGGUGGGCGGGGCUAACAGUAUUACCUCAGCAGAGGACAGUGGCUGAUUUCUAGAGCUUUGCUGAUGUAGAUCAGAUCGUCUGAUCACUAAUCUCCCAAAACGAAGGAAAUCUGCAACAAUAAAUCGGCUGGCCGAUAAAUCAGUGCACCCCUAGUUCUGGAGGUUCUGGUGGACUGGACCCUGAAAUUGAACUCUGCUCUACCUUUAGACUGAACAGUUUUCAGUUUCAUAAAAUGUAAAAAUGUCAAGAAGCAUUAUUCUUUCAAUAAUGUUUCUUAGAGAACCAAAAACAGAAGUCUGGUUGUCCAGAACCAGAACCCUGACCCAAACAUCUGUUUUAUUUUCUCCAGAACCGAAACAAACCUCAUUCUGAACUAGGUCAGUUUAAACUGGUUCAUUUUAACUGGUUAAUUUGGUGGAACUCACGUGAAAACACUAAAUUUUGUUUGUGUUUGUUUUGUUUACUGAAAGCUUUUAGUUUGUUAAACAGUUUUAUUUAAGCGUCAUGUUGACAUUUGAAUUCAGAUUUAGAUUUGAGUCAUCAACCACACUUCCUACUGCUCCUUCACAAUAAAAGCCUCGCUCUAUGGUAAACUGUCAGCUCAGAGGUAGCAGCCGCUUCUGACAGACUCUUAUUCUGAAGUAGCAAUAGGAAGUCUGAUAAAUGAGCUAUCUUUUUGAGAACAGCUGACCAAGAAGCAGUCAAUCAUGGCUUUACACAUCAUCAGGUGUGACAGGUGGCAGCAGUUUGGUCAUGUGACAUCAAUGAACCAUUUCAUUUCUGACUGAUCAACUUUAUUAAAGCAUUUUGUUGGGAACUCCAGCUUUAAUAAAGGAGCAGUUCGCUUUAUUUCAGCUGAGUAAAAGUCCCAAAGUCA